Symbiodinium sp. CCMP2456 is the source of this 999-nucleotide messenger RNA. NCBI's taxonomy places the organism in Eukaryota, Dinophyceae, Suessiales, Symbiodiniaceae. The record is from the annotation of a GenBank genome assembly.
AUGGCGGCUGAGUACUAUGCCAGCUCUUAUCGUGAAUUCAAAGAGAUGGGCAUGGAUGAGUUGGCCGUGUCCGUCCUGAAAGAGGGCCUGCAAGCGCAUCCCUUGGACGAGGGCCUGGCCGAGCUUCGCCGCGAGAGUGGUCUCGGAGACGAGGUGCGGCUCCCGGCUAAGGCACCGACAGAGCAGAUCACGUUGGAACAGCUUCUGACUGGCUCCAUCACCACGAUGAAGCCGCAGAUGCAGAGACCCGCCGAAGAGGACGAGAUAGCGCCCACAGAGUUCAAGGAUCCAGAGAUGAAUGGAGACGAAUUCUGGUCAGCCCUGCGCAGCCAGAAGUUGAAGGCGCUGCUGCUGGAACGGGGUGGGCUCAUCCGAGUGUCCGACUUCCUUCCGAAGGAGCUUGCAGAGAAGACCUUCGCCACCAUGCAGUCCCUGCAACCUGGCGAGUGGUCCGAGUCCAACUCCUCCCUCUAUGAUGACAAGGGACAGUAUGGCGACAAGAGCGCCAGCCACUGGUUCUACAGGUAUGACGGCGACAAGCUGGAUGAAACUAUCCGCGAGAUCCAGUCCAUCGGAUCUGGCUUCUUCCCCAGCUUCCAGGCAGCCAAAUACGAGACCAGCGGAAACCUCAGCGCCCACGACGACAGCAACUACUUCCGGGUACCCCCUACGGACCCCAACCGCAGCAAGGAGUAUCCAGCUGGCCAGCUGCUCUUCCGCAAGAUCGCGGUCAUAUACUACCUGACCAAAGACUGGCGUCAGGACUAUGGCGGGGCGUUGUUGGACCUCCACGGAGAGACCAAGCAACUCUUGCCGCGCUUCAAUUCCCUCGUUGCCUUUCUGGUCCCCCGUGUCCAUCAAGUCGAGGAGCUGGCUGCAGGCUGCCCGCCGCGCUUUUCGAUCUUCGGCUGGUUCAGCGACACUGCACCCUACCCCAACGAGGAGGGCUUGGCCAAAAGACCGUGGCUGUCGACCAUGGAUUCGCGUGGCCUUCGGUAG